UUGUUCAAAUAUAGAUCUACUUAUUCGUUUUUGUUGCAAAAAGUGGUCAGUUCUACGAAACUAAACAUGGGUAACGGUAUAUCCAAUGAAAAUAUAAAAGCGAUCGUGAAACGAACAAGGAUGAGAACGAAGGAGUACGAAUCAGCUAUUGCUAAAUUAACGGAAAGUAAACCAACAAGUCCAUCUGUAUCGGAGAGAAUCACCAUAUGGAUUGAUGUUCAAGGACGUCCUGAAAAAGUGAAUCUAAGAAAACGAUCAUCCCCUGCAGAACAACGGCGAGCUAUUGCUACUCACUUCGGACUCUCUCCUGCUGUUCAGAUCGAAAUAAGCGACCCGCAAGGAAAUUUGAUUAUCGAUGAACUAGAAGCAAAUGCUCCCGACCUACCUUACUUGAUUGAAUGCAGAAUGACAUUGCCGCCAGAACUUGAUGGAGCGGCAGCCCAAGUUACAGGCGGUGCUGAAUUUGAGGCUUUACUGGAAGGAAUCGUGACUUCCAUGAGCAUCGACGUUUGGGAGUACGAAACAAACCAACUGCUCCGCUUGAUUGAAUUUAUGUUUCUUGAUCUUGGCGUUUUAGACGAGUUGAAAAUAGAGAUGGCCGAUCUUCAUACAUGGCUUGUGGCGGUUGAACACAACUAUCGUACUGUCCCAUUUCACAACUUCCGCCAUGCGUUUUCAGUCACUCACAUGAUGUACUAUAUCAUCAGAGAGUGCGACCUUUCCUCUAUGUUCACCACGCUUCAACUUGGUGUCUUGCUUGUCGCAUGUAUAUGUCAUGAUUUGGACCACCCGGGACUGAAUAACAUGUAUCAAAACAAGGCAAAAACCGAUAUCUCUUUGCUGUAUGAAAACUGCUCUCCGCUAGAACAUCAUCAUUGUGCAGUUGCGUUUCAAGUGUUUUCCGUGGAAAGCCUGAACAUAUUCAGAAAUAUUUCCGAACAGGUUCAAGGAGCCGUUACCACCAUGAUCAUUGAGCUUAUUCUUGCAACGGAUAUGGCACUACAUAAUGAAAUCUUAGAAGAGUUUCUACAGAAUGUCAAAAACGGGUUCAGCAUAGACAACGCAGAGCACUCCCUGUCUUUGCAGAAGAUUCUAAUCAAAUGUUGUGAUAUUUCUAAUGAAGUUCGCCCACUAGAGUUUUCAGAACCUUGGGUGGAUAGACUUCUCGAAGAGUUUUUCUUUCAAGCCGACGUCGAGAAGGAGGAAGGCUUACCAGUUGCGGGAUUUAUGGACCGCGAUAAAGUUCACAAAUCACGUGAUCAGUUGAAGUUCAUUCGAGCCACUCUCAUGCCGCUUUUUAACGGCUUAUCAGAUGUCCUUCCACCUUUGAGAAACGUAAUGUCCAAUUCCCUCAUAGAAUCUGAGCGGUACUACGAAAGAAUGACAGACAAGGAAUCUAAGGCUGAGAAUGAAACUAAGACUACCCCGAGCAAGUAAAGGCUAUAAUGAAGUUACUGGUUACGCAGUCUGUUUUAAUUAUGCUAAUUGUGUAGUUCAGAAUUGAGUGUACAUAUAGCUUGCAUGUAUGAAUUUUACACUCGUGUUAUUCCUUUCGGCUGUUAUUUGAACUUUCUUGUGAAACUUUAUGCUCGUUUUUUUGUAUGCAUCUCAUUUAUGCGUCUUGUUAUAUUGUGUACUUGAGAAUUGGCAUUUUACAAAUUUAAAAUAAAAAAAUGUUUAGGUAUCUAGCUAAAUAAAAUGUAUGGAUGAAAUUCGUCAUGAGUCUUGUCCAUUAAUAUAGAUCUAGAAUAAUUGUUAUCAAUUCAAAUUGGCGUUGCUCUAUUCAAGUACAGAACAAUUUUUGAGUGUGAUAUUUGUAUGUGCUGCUGGGGUGCCAAUGGGGCAGUUUUAUGACUCCACAUGUUAUGUACUACUGUAGCAUAGUGUUGUCCAUGUACCAUAUUUCCGUUUUAUAUAUUAACUCUGUUUUUAAAAGAAAUUUGAUAAGAUUCUUUAUGAGAAGAAUUUUCUGUUUCUGUCUUAAAUUGAAAAUUUCAUUGAAGUGUAUAGUCCUCAUAAAAGUUUGUUUUUGUAUAUUAUAUAUAUGAGGUGUUGUUUA
This is a messenger RNA of Styela clava, 2059 nucleotides long. RefSeq names its product high affinity cGMP-specific 3',5'-cyclic phosphodiesterase 9A-like. The record is from RefSeq and is a predicted model, not a curated record. NCBI's taxonomy places the organism in Eukaryota, Metazoa, Chordata, Ascidiacea, Stolidobranchia, Styelidae. Gene Ontology annotation, molecular function: 3',5'-cyclic-nucleotide phosphodiesterase activity. Gene Ontology annotation, biological process: signal transduction.